Messenger RNA from Trichechus manatus latirostris (Florida manatee), 1092 nucleotides. RefSeq names its product trace amine-associated receptor 8. Gene Ontology annotation, biological process: G protein-coupled receptor signaling pathway. Gene Ontology annotation, molecular function: trace-amine receptor activity. Bases 57 to 1088 code for a protein of 343 amino acids. The transcript has a single exon. NCBI's taxonomy places the organism in Eukaryota, Metazoa, Chordata, Mammalia, Sirenia, Trichechidae. The record is from RefSeq and is a predicted model, not a curated record. Gene Ontology annotation, cellular component: membrane.
AUUGAUCCCCACCACCAGAAGGAGCAGAAAUACAGCAAGCAUCAAGCAGCAGAACUAUGACCAGCAAUUUAUCCCAGCCUGAUGUGGUGCAGCUUUGCUAUGAGACUGUGAACGGAUCUUGUAUUAAAUCUCCCUACUUGCCUGGAUCCCGGGUGAUUCUGUACACAGCCUUUGGCUCCGCAUCUGUGCUCACUGUAUUUGGAAACCUCCUGGUGAUGAUUUCAGUCCUGCAUUUCAAGCAGCUGCACACUCCAACAAACUUUUUGAUCGCUUCUUUGGCCUGUGCUGACUUUUUAGCAGGUGUGACUGUGAUGCCAUUCAGCAUGGUCAGAUCUGCGGAGAGCUGCUGGUACUUUGGAGCCCAAUUUUGUGCCUUUCACAGAUGCUGUGAUGUGGCAUUCUGCUACUCUUCUCUCUUACACUUGUGCUUCAUCUCCAUCGACAGAUACAUUGCUGUUACUGACCCUCUGGUCUAUCCUACCAAGUUCAUGGUGUCUGUGUCGGGAAUAUGCAUCACCCUGUCCUGGAUCCUGCCAAUUGUGUACAGCGGCGCCGUAUUCUACACAGGUGUGAAUGAUGAUGGGAUGGAGGAACUCGUAAGUGCCCUCAACUGCAGAGGUGGUUGUCAAAUUGCUGUAAAUCAAGACUGGGUUUUGGUAGAUUUUCUGUUAUUCUUCAUACCUACUCUUGUUAUGAUAAUUCUUUACAGUAAGAUUUUUCUUAUAGCCAAACAGCAAGCUAUAAAAAUUGAAACUACUAAUAGUAAAGCAGAAUCAUCAUCAGAAAGUUACAAAGCCAGAGUUGCCAAGACAGAGAGAAAAGCAGCUAAAACCCUGGGGGUCACAGUGGUCGCAUUUAUGAUUUCAUGGUUGCCAUAUACAAUUGAUUCAUUAAUUGAUGCUUUUAUGGGCUUCAUAACCCCUGCCUACAUUUAUGAGGUUUGCUGCUGGGGUACGUAUUAUAAUUCAGCCAUGAAUCCUUUGAUUUAUGCUUUAUUUUAUCCUUGGUUUAGGAAAGCUAUAAAACUUAUUUUAAGUGAGGAAGUAUUAAAGAGUAGUUCAUCAACUGUUAGUUUAUUUUCAGAAUAGGUGU